This is a messenger RNA of Cinara cedri, 5574 nucleotides long. Lineage: Eukaryota; Metazoa; Arthropoda; Insecta; Hemiptera; Aphididae. The record is from the annotation of a GenBank genome assembly.
CACUAAAUCCGUUAUAUAGCCUUAUGGUACACCACUGAUCAAAAAUAACGCGUAGAGCUCGAUGUCUAUUCGGUCGUCCAGUGAUAGACUAUUGGCCAUGUCUCAGUAAAUGUCCCCCGACAUGUGCAUUUCCCGGCAUUUGAAUAGCUAAACCAAGUGGAAAAUGAUUUUGGUGCGCGGUCGACGAAAAGGAAAACGAACGCGACAAUUGAAGACAACGAUUUCGCGGAAACGAGACGAGAACCGAAGUCGGCCGGUCACACGAGUUUCGUAAAAUGAAGGCGACGUCUACAGUGAAGUCUUGUGUGUAUUAAAAUAUUCGUUGCUCAACAACAACAAACGAGUAACGACACACAUUCGGUAGUCAAGGUCGUUGAUAUAUUUAAAAUCGUUGUCCCCCUUAAAUUUUAACACCGACAAACCGUGCACGUACACCACAAAUUCGACAUCGUCUACAAGGUACACAAAGUCACUACAUACGAUCACAUAAAACACGCGUUAAAAAAACCAUUACGAUAGUCCAUCAGGAAACGAAAUAAUUACAUUAUUAUCGCUUCAUCCAGUGUCGUCUUAUCAAUCCCCUGCCAUUAUCAUUCCAAAGACGUGUGUCCUACCACAACGUCGAACGUACGAACUGUACGACGCGUGCAGAUCAGCAGCAAGUUGUGUUGUAAAUAAGUAACGAAACUCGUGCAAAAAAAAAAAAUAAUAAUAACAACAACAACAACAACAGUCAACAAGAAUAACGUGUCGAACACAAACAAAUAAGUACCUAUUAGGAAAAUGCUCUCGUUUAGUUUUGUUUUUUUUUUUUUUUUUUAACGCAGUAAUUCGCACAAUUUGUUAUUUUUGAAUAUUUAAAAACAGCCGUCACUAUCAAUACGUUUCGCAACAUCUUUGCGGUGCGGUAACGCACCAGCUACAGCAGCUGGUCACAUGGAUCGAUUAGCGUUAUCACCGAGUGUAUUGACAAUACAAGUACACUGAUGUCUGAACAACAAAAGGCUUGACAGCAUAUUGCGAUUUCGAUAUACUCGGCAAAUGCGUUAUGCGACUGGACCAAUUGCACACUAGAUGGACGCAGUGAAUUACGGAAAACCGAGUUUCGUCUGGUAGAAAAGCGCUUUUCCGCGUGCUGGUGUAUUGCCGUCGUGUGUUGUGUGAAAACCUGACCAGUGUGUGUGUGUGUGUGUGUGUGUGUGUGUGUGUGUGUGGCGUUUGCAAAUGACUUAACACAACACAACACACCGAAAUUGGCAUGUCGCUUGAAACCGACGGUUGUCCGCAGCAGAAAGAGUAUGAUUACCUGCUGAAGUUCCUGUUGGUCGGCGACAGUGAUGUUGGAAAACAAGAGAUGCUAGACGAUCUCGAGGACGGAUCGUCCGAUUCGCCCUAUUGUAGCGGAAGUGGUAAAUAUAAUUUUUCAAUCAAAGGUCUAGUGAACCAACAAUAAUAUUAUGUUUAUGGCAGUGAAAUAUUUCAAAUAAUGUGUUUGUAAUGGAUCAUGUCAAUUGUCUUACCAAGUACCGUGGUUCAUCGUAAAACAUGUUUUUCCGUGUAUGUAAUUAUAUUAUUCAAUGCAAUAAAAACUUUAUGUUUAUUUAAAAAGUUCCUAUAAUCUAUUUAUUUCUAUUACCAUUUCCUUGGUUUCCAUCACACCCUUUGAAAACCUGAAAAAGGUCAGGAAAAACCAGUAAUAUUCAAGGAAUGUGUGCCCGUGCAAUUCUGACAUUUCAAUUUCGAACUACAAUCUCGUAUUUUUGUAAAUGUUCGUUAAGUACCAAGAUAUUCAAAAGUUCGAAAUAGCCAGACCAGGAACUAUUAGCCAUUGUGGAAUAAACAUGUAAAAUUAAGGAAAACUAUAGGCGUACAUAUUCAUUUGUUUCUAUUGUGAAAUAUCCAUUCAGAAUGUAAAAUAGCCAACAGAAUAUUCUGACAAUCAAUAUUGUUGAAAAUAAUUUAGAGCAAGUCUAUUAAUUUUAUAUUUAAUUUGGAAUAAAAUCUACAGUAAAAAUCAUAUCACCGGGUUGGAUGUAUACUUUCUAUUUGGUCGGUAUUUCAUAAACUGAGGACAAAUACACAAUUCAUUCGGAUAAUAUUCCUAAUUGAAUCUAAUAGGUACAGACACCGCUUUUCAAAAUAAUUAAAAUCAAUUUGUAUGUGUUUUUAAAUUUGAUUUAAGUGUUACAUUUACUUCCAACAGCGAACAAUAGUCAAUAACAUAUAGUAACAUUCAUAUAAUUCCUAUCACACCUGUAAACACCAAUACAUUAUAUUAUAAUAAAUACCAUAUUGUUAUUGUUAAUAUUUGUACCUCUUACUUGUACAUUUGUAAAAGAUAUUAGGAAAACAUAUGUGUAUUUUUUUUUUUCACAAUCAAAUCUAUAAACAUAAUAUUAUACAUGCAGUGUGGAUGUUUUCAUAUAGACCAAGUAUAGGAAGUUUAAGUGUUCAAUAUUUAUUAAAUAAAUUUGUUCUGUUUACAGCAUACAAAACUACAAUUAUACUAUUGGACGGUAAACGGGUAAAACUGCAAUUGUGGGAUGCAUCAGGUCAAGGGCGUUUAUGUACAAUAAUCAGAUCUUAUUCAAGAGGAGCACAAGGUGUUUUGUUGGUUUAUGACAUAACUAAUAAGUGGUCAUUUGAUGGAUUGGAUAGAUGGUUAAAAGAAGUCGAAGAGGUAUGGAUUCUAUUGUUGAUUUGUUAAAUGGUUAUAAAAAAAUCCAUUCAUACAUUAGUGUAGGUAAUUUAUUGUACUUGAUUGGGAACAUUUAAAAAUAAAUUUACUUAUUCCUUAGUUCUAAAUAAUGUUCUAUCAGUGAAUUAUCAUAAAAUGUUCCCGAUCGAGAACAAUAGAUUAUCUAUUCUACUUAAUAGUUUAUAUGUUAUUUAUUAAUCAAUUAUUUUUAAUUUAAUCAGUUGGUUAACCAUUUAUAAAACAAUUUUAUUCUUAGACAAUGUUAAAUCAUUAUUUAUUACUGUUAUUAGCUGCUCUUAAAUAUCUAGGUACAUAUUGUAAUAACAGCAAUAACAUAAAUUAUAUCUGAUUUGAUAAAAAUUUGAAAGUAUUUUAUUUAAAUAUCUGUUCUAUUAUAUGAGUUAUACACUUGGGUAAAAUAUUUAUUUAAAAUAAUGAACCCUGGGUUUUAAAAUUAUGUCUAAUUCAAAUUGAACUAUCCUGUUUUAAAAUUUAAGACAAUUUGAAUUAUUAAAAUAUUAUAUAUAGGUAGGUACAUUGAAUAUAAAUUAUAAUAAUAUAUACAGUGCGAUCACAAUUGCAUGUACUAUUAAAUAUUUCACCUGGAUGAUCUUGUAUAAAAUGGGUUUAUUUUUUUUUGGAAAUGAAAGGGAGUAUCGAAAUACACAUUUUCAAACAAAUUUAAAUUGUUUAACCCUUUCAGUAUGCGCAUGCGCACUUUUUUUUAAAAUAAUUUUUGCAUUAAAAGUUUUUUUCUAAUUACAAAAUUGACCGAAUUUUAAUCAAAAAUUGUAACUUAUAACAGCUAUAAAUAAUAAAAUAAAUGUCAAAUAUUAUUAUUAUUAUUACUGUUACUCAGUUUAUAUUACUUUUGGUGUGUGAUGUUUUUUUUUUAUUUCAUUAAAUCAAUAACAAGUUUUAAGUUAAAAUUUUGUUAAAAACUAAUUAUACAUAAACUCAAAUUUCGACUUGCUCAAUUUGGUAAAUUUUGUUAUUAAAAAAAAAUCUAUUUAUACAAAAAUUGUUUAAAAAAAAUACUCUAACUGAAUCUGUAUAGAAAACAAUUAGUGUUGUCAUUAUAAAAAAAAAUUAAGUUGCAUUGGGCUUAAGCAUAUCGAAAGGAUUAAAAAAUUUAAAUCUGUCUGAAAAUUGUGAUCACACUGUAUAUUAAAUACUGAUAUACAGUAUAAUUAUUGAAUAUGAUAAACUAUAUUUUUAAUAUUUUACGCAAAGAUAAAACAAUAGUGUACAAACAAUUUACAAUUGUUCAAUUAAUUAUCUAAAUAGGUAGCGUACAGACAUUAACGGUAUUAACUAUGAUUAAAAAUUCUAUAAGACUCGCCCAUUAUUGGAAUUUUGUUCUUACACGUUCAGCAUUAUUAUAUUAUUAAUGACUACUGAAUAGUAUAAUUUACUAUGGUAUAAUGAACUAAUUUAUUUUUAGCAAUAUUAGAUACAUAAUUAAAAUAAAUUAAAAAUCUCCAUGUACAAUUCAUAUAUUGAACAUUAAAAAAUGUGUUAUUAUGUUGCGUAUCAAGAACUUAUUUAAAUAACAUUAUUCAAUUUUACCAAUAUAAUUUUACAUUACCUGUUGAUUUAUUUAUUUAAAUAGCAUGCACCGGGAGUUCCAAAGGUCUUGGUUGGUAAUCGUUUGCAUUUGGCAUUUAAAAGACAAGUUAGUGUUAAAGAAGCAGAAUCUUAUGCCUCAAAACACCAUAUGACUUUAUUUGAAGUCAGUCCACUGUGCGACUUCAAUAUCAGAGAAAGUUUUAGUGAAUUAGCAAGGCGAGCAUUACAUAGAAACGGAAUGGAAAGACUUUUGAGAUCGAACAAAGGUAUAUCUUAUUCAGUUUUUCAAAAUAGUAAUUUUAUAUGUAACAAAUAUUGUUAUAUUUUUUCAGUAUUGAGCCUCCAAGAGUUGUGUUGUCGUGCUAUUGUAGCCCGAACCACACAAUAUGGUAUAAACCAGUUGCCUUUACCGAUGACAAUUAAAUCACACCUAAAGUCAUACGCAUUGACUAGCUUCUCCACCUUAUCUAUGUCAUUACCACGGAAUGCUUCAGCAUCCAAAAAAAUUAAACUGCCCUCCAACAACACAGGUGUAUCGCGGUUGCAUGGCCACCAGGCACAUUCGGUAUCACAACACCAUAAUUUGAAAAAUACACCAUUGAACUUUUCUACAUCAUACAUUACGAGAAACUCAUGUACAAUAUCAUGACUUGAAUCACAUUACAUUAAUAAUAUGCCCACUGAUUUGAAUUUAUAUUUAAUUUAUUAAAAUAUUUAGUAGUAGUAUCAUUUUAACAAUGCUUUUCAUUUUUCUCUUUUUUUUUUUUUCGUCUUUGUUAAAACUACAUUUUUCAUUCAAAAACAUGUAAACUUUUACUUAUAUUAUCAAAAUAAUUUGUUUACAUUGUUUUGUAUUAUACCUACUUGAUUUAUAAUUCAAAAGCAAUAAUUGAAAUUUGUGUGGUUGUUCCAACAUCUCGUUUGUUAGAGAUGUUUAAUUAACGGAUGACUGUAUUAGUAGACUUAUGUAAAUAACAAAGUUAUGUAACUCACUUUUUUUUUUUUUUUAGUCAUUUUAUUUUUGCAUUUGUGAAUUCUAACUAUUUUAUUUUCUUUUGUAACUGUUUUAAAUAAUUUUGUAUUAUUAUUUUUUUAUUAUUAUUAUUUUAUUUUAUUUUUUUUUUUUUUUAUUGUUUUUGAAAAAUUAUGAUAAAAAUUAUUUUAAUACUUUUAACAUUGAUAAAUAAACGUUAAAGUCACCAUUCCUAUUCAUAAAUUAUUCAAAAUAUUUUCAUAUUUGCCUACAUUAAAAUACAAACAAUAUUUUUUUGUUUAAAAAUUAUAAAUAAGAAUUAUUCAAAUUAUAC